AUGAGCCCUCAUGUAAAGCAUCAUCAUGCCAGAGCAAUCCAGGAGCUUGCUCGACCCAUUGUCAAAGCCCCCACGGACGACAGCAGCGUUGGUGAGCAUGGUUGCUGUCCCAUCACUGAAAAGAUCCUUGACGAGAUUGUCAGUCAUGUAUAUGACGUUGCGAAGGCGACGGUACCUGGGUAUGAUACCCAGGCUUUAAAACAACGUCUCGAAGUGUUUAUCAAAAAGCAUUAUCCCCAUUCUGCUGAAAACGACGCCAGCAAAUCCGACGAGGAAACCACUGGAGAAAAGAAUGCCGAGGUUGUCACCAAGGUCCAUGUCCAUCAAAAAAUUGCCCACGAAUUCGCUGCGAAGCUUGAGGAGAUAAGUGGCCUAAAUGGCCUGAAUGUUCAUGAUGUCCUAGCCAACAAAGACCAUUUCCACAAGCUUGGGCGCCAUAUCAAACGCCGUCUUGAACGCCACCAUGAAAUUGCCGGCGACAAUAUCGAUGAGGCUGACAAAGUCGCCUACAAACAUUACGACACAGUAUCUGAAAAUGAUUUCAGUGAAGUUUCCACAUACGAUAGCGAAGAGACGGACGAACCUUUCAUGGAGAAGGUUGAUGAUGGUGCCACACAGGCCCUUAGGAAAUUGGUCGACCAAGUCGCCUUCGAAUUCAUCAUCGAAGUGGUUGACAAACGAGAAAAAAGAAAGGAAAAGAAAAAACAAAAUGAAAAAUACGACUUCGGUUUCGAGGGUUUUGUCAAACUCUUUGACGACGCUGCCAACUUUUACACUGACUUCGACUUUAAGAGCUUUGUUAAGCUCUUUAAGCAUGCCACCAACUUAAACACUGGCCUUAAUUUGGAGGACUCUGUUGAGCUAUCUGAAAUUACCACCAACUUCUACUCUGACUUCGACCUUUGGGGCAUCGUCCAGCUCUUUGAGUAUGAGGAUGGCUAUGUCAUGGUCGAUCGCAACACAAUGAUGCCGUCUGCCACCGAGAUCACUGGCAAGGCGGCGGCAAGGACUAGAACUUGGGGGUUCUUUCGACGAGACUGA
Trichoderma aggressivum f. europaeum is the source of this 1041-nucleotide messenger RNA. RefSeq lists its product as uncharacterized. The transcript is spliced from 2 exons. The coding region runs from base 1 to 1041 and encodes 346 amino acids. NCBI's taxonomy places the organism in Eukaryota, Fungi, Ascomycota, Sordariomycetes, Hypocreales, Hypocreaceae. The record is from RefSeq and is a predicted model, not a curated record.